UUUUUUCCCCGAAGUCGGUGAGAUCAUCCUGCCUGGAGGCUGUGGUGUGACAAGAAAUGCUAAAUAGUCCUCUAGCUCGGGGAGGUUUCUUCAGUUUACCUCCGUAGUCGCCUUGCAAUCAGGUGGUAGCCUUUCAGAAAAUGAAUGCCUAAUUGAAUCGAGGGUGGUACUUCAGGGAAACAGGCUGAAACUUAAAAGCGUAAGGUAUAUAUUAAAAAAAGUCGUAAGCCUUAAAGAGUAGGCUAGAGUAAUCAUGAAUGAAGGUCUAAAGGAGUAAGUCUUAGGUUGAAAAUGCUAGAAAACAAGCUGUUGGCAUGCGAGCCCUACCUCUUUGCAAAGGAAGAGUAAUCCAAAUUAUAACUGGAUUUCAAUUUCAAUUUUUUGCAUUUUGCUAGUUAAUGUCCUUCAACUUUUCAAUACCCAGAAAUAUUCUAGUGCAAUGUACUUCAUUUUUGAUACAGUUAAUACGCUUCAACGUUAACAACUCUAAAACAUUUUAGGUGCCAAAGUACUUAGUUUUAAUGGCAUUUGAUAAAUAGGGAUAGUAGCUGUCAUCCAUGGGAUUGUGUUAAACAGAUGGGACAAUGGAGCACUUCACACUCCUUACUGUUUCUAAGUGAGUCAUUCAAGGAGUGUGACUAAUCAUCCUACCAUACAGGUGUCAACAAAAGAGUAUUUUAUUUUUUUCCUUAACUACCCACAAAAUCAAAGAGAUUUCCAGAUUUUCUGUGGAUAACUGAUAACUAAAGAACCUAUCUUUUGAACAACACUUAAAAUUUAGAUUGAGGGAGACUACAUGUGAUGGACUUCUUGUCUUAAGAAUAUAUGUGGAAUUUUGUUGUGUGCAGCAGUACAGUGAUGUACCUGGGAAGUCGGUUAACUUAGAAUCGCCAUUGUCGGGCAAGCAGCCACGUGUUGUUUUAAGGCAAUUGUUUAAAUGACAACCUCACGAGAAACUGAAUUAAUUUUAUUACUCCUCCUUCCUCCUGUCCCAGCUGCACCUGUGUCAGAUUGUAAAUCCCCUGGGACAGAGGCACUUCAUUAUUCGCUGCAGUCUGGAUUGGGCAUUUUCAUGGUAAUAGUGUUAAUUAGGUAACUUUCACGAUGGGUGUUGCCAAGGUAAUGAUAGUGCUGGCUGAGGUUGGGUGGGAACCGCUUUUGUUGUGAGGAAACCGGGUUAGUAAGAGGAAGAGCUGGAUGAGAAAUUUGUGUUUAGAAGUGUGAUAGGGAAGUGACCUGAUUUGAACAUAGCCUUUGUUCAAAGGCUAUGUUCAAAUCAGGAAAAUGAAGUCAGCAGUUAUCUACAGCUUGCGAGACUGAGCCAAGAGGACAACACUGAUUAAAGAGAAAAAAUAUUUUGGGAAUGGAAAAUGUCUUGAAGGGAAAAUACUCAGAUUUAUUUUUUUUGAAGUUAAAUGAGUUAGAGCUGGGAGAGAAGAUUUUAAAUGCACCAAAAUGUAGUGUAGGACACAGGAGGAAGAUGGUUGAUUUGGAAGAAGUUACCUGGGACAGGGGCUGGUGGGGGGAAGUAACAUGAGGUGUGGAAAUAGUGAAACCAAGGAUACAUUGGAAUGGAUCCCACAAAGAACGUAAAAAAGGACAGCUUGGCAUUAUCAGUAUGGAUCGCUCCCGACACCGUGCGGGAAAUGGCAAUGAGCAGGCGCCUUCACGGGAGCGCGGCGGCGAAGGUGAGAGACAGCGGCAGCUGGAGCGCCUCAGCAGGGAGGAGGCCUAUUACCAGUUCAUUAACGAGCUCAACGAGGAGGACUACAGGUUAAUGAGGGACCGAAACCUGCUUGGCACUCCUGGAGAAAUAACAGCAGAAGAGUUGCAGCAACGUUUGGAGGGGGCUAAGGAGCGUCUGACAUCGCAGUCUGAUCUGGAUAACAGAGAAGGUGAAGGUAGAACUGUUGGAGAUUCUGAAGUUCUUGGGGAAAACUCCAACGGCGACUCUUUGCUUGAAUGGCUUAACACAUUCCGUCGCACAGGAAACGCCACUCGCAGUGGGCAGAGUGGGAACCAAACCUGGAGAGCCGUGAGUCGAACGAAUCCAAACAGUGGGGAGUUUCGCUUUAGUCUCGAAAUCAAUAUAAAUCAUGAUCAUAACAGUUUGGAAACUUCUGGUGAGGAGUAUGUUGAUAUAGAUGCUACCAGACUGUAUGUAGAAAGAAGACGUCAGCCAGUUGCCAGUUCAGUAGCCCCACGGACAAGGAGCAUGGCUGCAAGAGAGGCAAACAAUGAAGCUGCAAGGACCAGGCUUUUAAGACGUGCCAUGGCAUUAAGGUCAGAAAUAGUCUCUCAUGCAGUCUCAGGGAGGCUCAGGAGUAGAACAAGGGAGCUGACAGGCCAGACAAAUUAUACUACACGAAGCAAUUCUGUGGCUGCUGAUGAACCAAGAGAAAUGCCGGAAAGAGGUACUUCUGCAGGGGUCAGGAGGGGGAGAGCUAGAACUAAUGUCCGGAUGAAUACAAACCAAAGACUAGAAAUUUUGCGGCUGAGGUCUACCCUAAGUAGUCGAAGCCGCUCCCCGCUGCAAAGGCAAAGUGAUGCUGCUCGUUCUGAGGAACGUAGUCAGAGGCAGGAUAGAAAUGCACAGCAGGUCAACAGAAGUAGGAGACAAACUGCUCAGGCUUCUCCACAGUCUACUGAAGAGCAAGCAAGAGGUAACACUCAGGCUUCCCAGCUUUCCAGUGUAGCCCCAUCCUUACGAACAACUUCAGAAGAGGAGGAACCUGGUAGGCCAGUAGCUGCUGCCAGAAGGCACCCAACAAUUACACUGGAUCUUCAGGUGAGAAGAAUUCGUCCUGGAGAAAACAGAGACCGGGACAGCAUUGCCAGUAGAACUCGUUCUAGAGUAGGAAUGUCAGAAAACACAGUUACCUUUGAAAGUGACAGUGGGGGGUUUCGGCGCACGAUAUCCCGCUCGGAACGCGCAGGUAUUCGGACCUACAUUAGCACUAUACGGAUACCUCUCCGUCGGAUUUCAGAAACUGGGCUCGGGGAACCUUCAUCGGUGGCUCUUCGAUCAAUCCUUAGACAGAUAAUGACAGGCUUUGGAGAACUGAGUUCUUUAAUGGAAACUGAAUCUAAUUCAGAAGUGCAAAGAGGCGGCCAUCACUUAGGGGAUGCACAGAAUAACUCAAGUUCAGCGAAUGGCAGUGAUCCCAGUGGGGUUUUGUCUAGGAAUAGACACGCAGGAGAUGGCAGCAGGGAAAGAAAUGGACAGAGGGGUGGUAGUCAACGCUCUGGGCGCAAUCAUGAGAACCAAGCCAGCAGGCAGUCUCAAGAUGCAAACAAUCUAGUGGAGAAUGGAACGCUGCCCAUCCUUCGACUUGCCCACUUCUUCCUGCUGAAUGAGGAUGAUGAUGAUGAUCGUUUAAGAGGUUUAACCAAAGAGCAGAUUGACAAUCUUUCUACACGGAACUAUGGGGAUGUUCACACUGAAAAUGAAUGGAGUAAAACGUGCAGUGUUUGCAUUAAUGAAUAUGCGACAGGGAAUAAGCUAAGGCAGUUACCUUGUAUGCAUGAGUUUCACAUUCAUUGUAUUGAUCGCUGGCUUUCUGAAAACUCCACUUGUCCUAUUUGUCGGCAGCCAGUUCUGGGGUCUAAUGCCACAGAUAAUGGCUAGAAUUGUUUGUACUGCUCAGCACUCAAGGAUUUGCUCCUGCUCUGAGCCACAUGAAGUUCAUUGACUUAGAUAUGGGUCCAUUUGUGGGGGGAGUUUUGUUAAAUUUCUUCAAAAAUUAUAGAAACUUAUCUAAAUUUAACAAUGUAAAUACUAUUUUUUCCAAGUGCAGAUCUAGGAGCACACAUAGAACCAAAUGAUAUUGGUAAAGUUUAUAUUUUUUUAGAUAAUUUUGUUAUGCUAAGCACUUUUGUAAAUACAGAAAUGCAAUAGUUAAUCAGUCCUGCUUAAUGUAUGUUUUUUAACAUUGUAAUGGACUCGCUUUAUUUAGAUUACAAAAUGUUUCACACAGACCCACCACUGUGUUGAAAAAAUAGUGGCUAAAUAGCCAUUUGUUAGCUUUUUGUUCUAAGAACAAUUUCUUUUACAGAGAGUCUCUUGCUGGACAUGUUUGCUGAAGAUAUUUAAGUUACUUGAAGUGCUCAUUUUAUUAAUUUUUUUUAAAACAUUGAAAUAUCCUUUCCAAAAACUUGCCAAUUUGGUUCUAUUUAAAAAAUUCUAUGGCAAUUUUUGCAUGUGGGUUUACACAGUUCUUAACGUUGAUGAGUUCUUAUUCAGAAGUGGACGAGUUAGUGGCAUUAUGAAAUGUAUAUAAUUAAAUGCUGUCUUUGACAAUCUUUGUCUUUUUAGUGCAGACAGCAAUCAAAUCUGAUAAUUCCGAGAGGGUGUGUCUUACUUGCUCAAAGAAUAAAUGAGCACUAAGGAAGCCUUUUUACUCUUCCAAAUUACUCAGUUGAUAUUCCUGGGGUUUUAACUGCCUUAGUUUAAAGAGGGGAAACAUUUCCUUGACCGUUAUAUUGUCUAUAAUAUGCAUGUUUUGGGCAUCCUACUCAGAAGAACAAAACAAAGACUUGAAGUGCUUUUGUGUAGAAAUUUAAGGUACACGUGUAGUGUUAGUCCUCUUGAAACACGCCAGAGGACCAAGUGGCAAAAGACACUAAAAAGGACAAAAUAAACUUCCCUGAAAAUCCCCAGUAUCUGUAUAAUUAGAUAUUAAACUUUUUACCAAUGACUUACACUGAAAUAAAGUUGCAAGUUAAAUAAUUGAGGCUUUAUGUGAAUUACUGUUGAGCCAUAUCCUGUAGAUUUAUAAGAAAACUUACUAUUCUUAAUGCUCAGUCUCAGUUUUCACUUUUUUCCCCACUUUUCCCCAGCUCUGUUCCUGGCCUUUUAGUUACUAUGGUACAUAAAAGCCCAGCUCAAAGUUCUCCAGGGGCUUCUAGGAGAAGCUGGGUAUUACAAAGCUUGUCUUCUGUGCAACCUACAUCUCAGUCCCUGGAGAAAUGCAGAAUUGUGCACUAAUCUGCUGUGCAUGUUCUGAGCAGUAGACAGAGUACUUGAAGUGAACAAGUCCUACUGCCUUUCUCUGCCUGCAGAUAGUGGCCUUGACAAAUGUGCUUCUGUGCCAGGUGUGUCACUUAGAACAUCUGCUCAUGAUAUCCUUCAAGGGUAGCUAUAAAAUCCCAUGUGAUGGGAUGUCUACUUCAGUUCUGCAAGUGGAAAACUUGUGUCAUAAAUUCAACAGAAGGCUUCUUUUCAUUCUGGAAAGUAGUUCUAAGAAACUCUGUUAUGAGAUUUAGAUGAUUUAAGGUUUUGAUUAAGAUCUCUUCUGAUGUAAUUUGUGCUGUUAAUUACUGCAGAGGUUAUUGUCCCCUCCCUUGAGUGCUUCCUUAGCUGCAGUAAAGAGUGAGGAGAUUUAAAGGUGAUUGUAAGGGCUAGCUUUUUUUUUUUUACUUUUUUUUUCUUUUACUUCUGUUAGCUGCUGAGGCUGACAGUAAUUAAAUACAUACAUGUC
This is a messenger RNA of Zonotrichia albicollis (white-throated sparrow), 5480 nucleotides long. The record is from RefSeq and is a predicted model, not a curated record. Lineage: Eukaryota; Metazoa; Chordata; Aves; Passeriformes; Passerellidae.